Heterotrigona itama is the source of this 5150-nucleotide messenger RNA. The record is from the annotation of a GenBank genome assembly. Lineage: Eukaryota; Metazoa; Arthropoda; Insecta; Hymenoptera; Apidae.
AAGAAGAAAAAGAAAAAGAAGAAGGAGAAAAGAAAAAAAAAAUAAUACGCUGAUGCGUGUAUAUUCGUUUCAAAAACUUCGAUCGACUGGUUAAUUCGGGUCAGUGAAGCAACAUUGUACGCGUUACAACGGCUCGUGUAAUAAUAAACGGUUUCAAGAAUAGAAUUUUUAUCUUUGUUUGCGAUCUUGAACAAAUGGCAUCUCCUCUUGCGUCAGUAAGACGAACGUACAAAGAUCGAGAGAUCUUGCGAAUUCAGUUUACCGAAAAAUUCCAUGCGUUGGACCCUUUUCAAAAUUCACACGAUUUUAAGCAAGUGGUCAUUUGCUCGAGGAUGUACAUCUCCAUGCUUAGGCUCGCUUACACGCGUCCGAAAUUUCAAGGUCGUUCGAAAGCCGCUCAAGGUUCACUCGAUGGUUGCGAAUAUCACUGCAACAACAUCUCAACGUUUCUGCAUCUUAUCUUCUCCGAAAGCCGAAAGGUCCAAUUGUAAGAUCCGUUUCCGGUAAUAAAGUUACAUUGACUUUGAAGCUGCUUUAAAUGUUGCCGAGAGAUUGUCAGACUGAAUGUGAAAGAACGGGAACUCGGAUUGAAUUUUAAAUGAGCUUUCCUUUCGAUCUUUAUCGCAUACACAAUUGUUUGUUUUAGUCACCCAUCCGCAUUUAUACAUUUCUCUUUAAUCUUAAUUGUCGUUCUACGAAUACUGUUAGUACCUUUUGUACAACAAUUAUUGUAUGAGUUGCAAAGUACGUGCAAUUUCUCGAUGAUAAAUAAUAAUCGAUCAUGUUCAAGUAAUGAUAGCAUACUUCAAUGAACCUCACACUUAUCUUCUAACCGUUGCUUCGAUCAUUCCGUUGCCAAAUGAUUUAAUUGAUAAAAGCCACCGACGUUUGAAGAAGAAAGGGAAAAUGAUAUACAAAAUGCAGCGCUACCUAUCACGAUCCAUGGCAACAAUCGCAUACACAAUUUAAAAUUGAUCGAAACCUGCCGAAACGUAAACAACAUGGCGAAUAAAAGAAAUACAACGUUACAUGUAAAAUAUCUCUCGUUUAAUAAAUUAAUAUUUUAACUAUGCGCCGUUAUAGCAUUUUUAUACGUUCUUAGGCAAUUAGCUUUCUCGAUGUUGAACAGUUUAAUCUCAAAAAAUGUCGACUGAAAAGGUUCUCUAUCAAUUAUAUCAACCCCAUGGUGCUGGUACCGUUUUCAUUUCCUGGCGUCCUGGUAAUAGCACUCAUUUAGCAACUACUGGUUAUGAUUCUUCAGUUGCUAUUUUUGAUAGACAAGGUGAUUUGCAAGAACGUAUCCAAAUUGCUGGUCUAUGCACUGGUUUUGGAUGGGAUUCUGAUGGAGAUCUAUUGGCUAUAAUAUCACAGAAUUCCUCUGCUAUCACAUUAUGGGAUGCAACAACUGGAAAAAAGACACAAAUAGAUGCCGGCGUAAGAGAUGGAUUAACAUGCAUGAUAUGGGCAAAAAGAACUUGUUUGUUAGCAGUAGGAACACAGAAAGGAAAUCUAGUGCUUUAUGAUCAUUUAAAUGCCAAACGAAUACCGAUUUUGGGAAAACAUAGAAAGAAGAUAACUUGUGGUGCUUGGUCUUAUGAAGGACUCCUUGCAUUAGCCAGUGAAGACAAGGUUUUAACUAUCAGUACAAGUGAUGGGGAUACAAAACGUGAAAUACCUCUUCAAGGUGAUGCAUCUGAUAUUCAAUUUAAUGAGAUGAAAAUGGAUCACAGAGUUGGGGGUGAAAAUACAGUAUCUCUUAUUAUUAGUAAAACUACUUUAUUUCUGUACAAUAUUUUGGAUCCAGAAAAUCCUAUUGAAUUAGCUUUUCAAAAACGUUAUGGUUCUAUUGUUACUUAUAAAUGAAUCAUAAAGAUUCCUUGACUGAUUUGGCUAUAAGUCAAAUAAUAGGAAAAAUUGCUACAUGUGGAGAUAAUACCAUAAAAAUACAUAAUCUGCAAAAUUUAGAAGAAACUGAAAAAUUAAUUACAGUGAGUGGUGAAACUGGAAUUAGUACAGUAGAAUGGUCAAUGGAUGGUACAAUGAUAGCAACUGUAACUCACAGUGGCAAUGUUUUAAUCUAUUUAAUACAAAUCCCUAAAUUAUCUAGCGUCUAUGGAAAUAGAAUUGCACUACUUACUAGUUUAACAGAAGUUACAGUCCAUCUCUAUACAUUAGACAAGGAGAAAUCAGAACCAAUAAUAAUUAACACUAUAAUAGAACCGUCGGUAUUAACAAUAGGUCCUAUGCAUGCAGCAGUAGGAUUAAACAACAGAGCAUUGUUCUGGGACAUAUCUGAAAGCCAUUAUAAUACUACAGUGCACUUCGAAAGAGAUUAUUUAGCAACAAUAGAUAGUAUAAGAUUAAAUGAAGCCUAUGCUUCUGUUUUAUUCGAUGGCAAAUUACAGUUGCAUUCGAUUAAAAUGGAUCAAACACUAAUAAAAGAAGGGAAAGACACGAAAAUGUUUCCAGGUUUAAAUGCUUCAGACUUUAAAAUAACGUGCCAUGCUCUUAGUAACGACUUUUUAAUCUAUGGCAGUGAUAUGGGCCACAUAAUUUAUUUUUGUUUAGAAGUCUUUAAUCAAUGUACUGAACAUGUACAUGAUAAUGGCAUAAAGGAAAUCUAUUUAGAUACAAAUGGAACACAAUUGUGUUUUAUAGAUAAUAAGUUUGACGCUUAUAUGUAUAAUCCUGUGCAAGAAACCGUUUUACAAAUUCCUGAUUGUCUAGAUUACAUCCAAGGUGUAAUUUGGGAUCAGAAUAUUAUGGAACGUACAAAAAUUAUAAAGAUAAAUACAACAAAACUGCCAUCUGAAACAUUACCACUGCUGAUAUAUUCUGGAGAAUUGACAUUAAGUUCAACAAGUAACAAAUUAAUGCAAAUUACAUUGUCUUCUCAUGAAGAUAUAGGAAAUAUUGUGGAAUAUACAAAAAUGAAAGAAAUAUUAGAAAAUCAGAUUCUUUGCAGAAGCAAUUCGAAUUUAUCGCUACUUGGAAGAUGCUGCAAUGGUUUGGGCAUUACAAAAUAUGGAAACUAUUGAUGAAUUGCCAUUGUUAUGUGGACAUGCUUGUAUUUUACUUGAACCAGUACAAGCUUUGUACCUAAGAAGGGAUUUAAUGCAAUGGGAACAAGCAUUGAAUUUAGCACAGAAAUUGAAAGCUGAUGAAAUUCCUUAUAUUGCUAGAGAAUAUGCUCAACAGUUAGAGUUUACAGGUAAUUAUCCAAAAGCAUUAACAAAUUACGAACGUGGAUUGGUAGAUUCAAAUAAUAUGUCUAAUACAACUGCGUAUAAUCCGCACCAUCGAAAUUUAUGCCUUGCUGGAAUUGCGAGAAUGUCUAUCAGAUGUGGAGAUAGUAGAAAAGGAGUAAGCAUAGCUAUGGAUAAUGAAAGUUCAAGACAGUUACGAAAAGAAUGUGCAGAAAUACUAGAAUCAAUGAAACAAUUUAAUGAAGCUGCAUUGUUAUAUGAAAAAGCUGAAUAUUUUGAUAAAGCAGCUUCCGCAUACAUAAAAUUAAAAAAUUGGCAAAAAGUUGGGCAACUUUUACCACAAAUUUCAUCUGCCAAAAUUAAUAUACAAUAUGCUAAAGCCAAAGAAGCUGAAGGCAAAUAUGAAGAAGCAGCAAAAGCAUAUGAGACUGCAAAAGAUUAUGAAAACAUAAUUAGAAUUAAUUUAGAAUAUUUAAAUAAUCCUGUAUUAAAUUUGCAUCUAGAAUGUACAUCUUGCUUGCUAAUUCUAGCUCGAAGUGUUGAAGUAGUACAACAAACUAAAAGUAUAGAAGGAGCUAAACUAGUCGCGAAAUACUUUCAAAAAAUGAAUGACUAUAACUCAGCAAUUAAGUUUUUGAUUUUGUCAAAUUGUCACGAAGAAGCGUUCCAGUUAGCUAAUCAACACGGAAAAAUGGAAUUGUAUGGAGAAAUACUAAUAAAUACGAUUGAUGAUAGCAAUGCACGAAGAGAAGAUUUCAAAAGUCUUGCAAUGCAUUUCGAAUCUCAGAAAAAUAAUUUUUUAGCUGGAAAAUAUUACUUUCAUGCUAAGGAAUAUCAAAAAGCAUUGCGGCAUUUAUUAAAAGCUGCUCAGUUAGUAACAGAUGAAAAUGAAGUCCUGUCAUUAGCUAUUGAUACAGUCGCUUCUUCAAAAGAUGACAAAUUAGCAAAUCAAUUAAUUGAUUUUUUAUUAGGUGGAGAUGGAUUACCUAAGGAAAUUAUAGAAGCGCUCAUGAUGUUUUAUUUGGCAUGUAUCAAGAACUGAAAAAGAAUAAGAUCAAUAUACCUUCAGAGAUGCAAAACAAUUUAAGACUUUUGCAUUCUUAUAUUCUUGUCAGACUUCAUGUAAAAAAAAAUGAUCAUUUACGUGGUGCUCGUAUGCUAAUAAGAGUAGCUAAUAACAUAUCAAAAUUUCCUUCACAUAUUGUUCCAAUUUUGACCUCAACUGUAAUAGAAUGUCAAAGAGCUGGAUUAAAGUAUGCUGCAUUUAAUUACGCUGCUAUGUUAAUGCGUCCGGAAUAUAGAAGCCAAAUUGAUGCUAAAUACAGUAAAAAGAUUGAAGCAAUUGUAAGAAAACCACCAAAAUCAAAAGAUAACGAAAUUGAAGACGAACCGUUAACUCCAUGUCCAUAUUGCAAGAAUAAACUUCCAGAAACAGAAAUUACUUGCAACAAAUGCAAAAAUACAAUACCUUUUUGUAUAGUUACAGUUAGUGAUCAUUGAAUCUGAAAAGACGUGUCCCAUGUGCUCAGAAAAAGUAGAUAUUAACAUGGUUUCAUCUGCUCUUGACAUCCGUCUCUAUCUCGAUUCUCAAGAAGGGAAACCGUCAAUGAAAACUUAAAAAGUUUUAGCUAUAAUUUAAUAGAAGUUAGAAAAGUUAUUAUUAUUUUUAUCAAAUGGUGCCGUCCAAUAUGAGUACAACAUAAUUAAGUACAAGUAGCUUAUAUAAAUUCAUAUAUUAUUUAUAAAAUUUGUGCACAAAUCAAAUAAUGAUCACACAUGAAAACAUCAAUAGUAUGUAGAUAUUGUCAAUAAACUAGUCUCCAACAAGUAUAAUUGAUUCAAUUUCCCUACUGUUAUUCUACUUUGCAAUCAUAAAGAGUUGCAGAACUGUUACGCAGUUUUAUUCGAUUUUAGAUCUGAGUAAUUUAUUAACACGCAUAUCUA